CAAAGCAUGAUGGAUGCAGAAAAUUAAAGUGAAUGAGUGAACUCUGAAAGAAACGUGUAACCUUGUUACUUUCAGGUCUUUUGAAAUGAUGGGUCUGCAGGUCAAAAAGACACUGUACAAUUAUGCAAAUCCACAGCUAGAGCAUCACUGAAUCUCAGUUAAGAAAGAAUAUAUACUUCAUACUUCAUACUUCAGUAUCUGGAUCGUCUUUGUGUCAACUUCUGAUGAGUAAGGUUAGUAGUUGAUUUAGCACGUGACCUCUACGCAUUAGCCAUUUGUCAGCAGGGGUUCAGACUUUUGCUUACCUGGUAGCGAGAAAGCGUGUUUCUUUACGUCAUACAUCGUUCUGAGAGUAUUAUUCAAAAUAGAUUUCGUUUUUGAAGUUUGUGACACACCUUUUUCUGAAAUGCCUGGUGACCAUCCUCACCCAACUCUUUUCCUACCCCUCAUGAAUCAAUUAUCUGCACAGAUUCGGAAACGUCGGGUCCGUCAGCGACCGCUACCACAUCCCCAUCAACCCCUCUUAAAUAGGCAUAAUUUCUUCUUCAUGCGAUAGUUACGAAGAUGUUGAUCUUGGACAAUGUUGCGGAAACAAAGCUCGCAGAUAGAAUCAAGGCAGUGCUCUGACUCUAUUCCUCAAGUUCUAGGAUCUUACUACGAAUCUCAAAAACUCCUUGGAGCGACCUCAUAUCCGCGUGUGCCAACUUCAGGUCCUGUCGACGCAUCACCGCCUUCACCUUCAACAGCACAGGUUCAAGGUUAGUUGUGGUUAUUGUUUUCGGCGAGCAGUGUGCUAACCCAUAAAUAAUAUACCAGAAUAUCUUUCCCCAAUACAAAAAUAUAUUCACAGGACUCGAAAGCGAGGAUUUGACACAUCUAUCGACACCAGUAUCGAAAAACCCCUCAAACGCGCUCGUCUGACGCAGAGAAACUUGAAAGCAUUUGAAAACAUACUAGGUCAACGAAGAAAGUUUACUGGAUGAACCACAACUACCGACGAGGAUCUAGGUCAACCAGAGUCGUGGACCUCGAACUCCGAAACCAAGUCAACACAAUCAAACCAAUCCAUUUCUACGACAGACACGGGCUUUCAAGAUACUGCUUUCAAUAAUAACAAUAUCCUCAAUCCCGAAAACUCAAAACCAUAUACGGACCUCGAGAAAUCGCAAGUUCAAAUUAAUCGAACCCGAGACACCGUAUCCCCAAGCGAGUCUGAAUACGAAAUAUUAGGCCAUAAGAUUCGGACGGCUCCUAAUGAACAGACUGUGCUACUACAGACAGCACUAUUCAUCUGAACCCCAAGGCCAACUCAACUAUCAUCAAUAUCCUAUCUCUAGCUCCAUUCUUAUAUCAAGCUAUGAGGAUUUCAAAACAAGCCGACGGCGGUUAAGAAAUCUACAGGAUGAUGCCAAAGAAAUCUCGGAGAAGUUGAGGGACGAGCUGAACGCCACAAGUGUACCGGCGGGGACAGAUGGGAAUAGUUACGACGACGAAGAUGGAGAAGACCCGAACAAUCACCUGUUGGCGGAGUACUGGUCGAGUUUCCCGACAAACAAUCCGUAUGACUCAGGGCAAAUUCCUGCUACGGACAAUGUAGAUGCUUCGCCUUCCGCCACUUUCCAAGAAAUCAAUCAGGAUGAGUCCUUUGUGCAAAUUCCCGCUCCGCUGUAUGCAAUUUUCCUGGAAAAUGAUGAGGAUGACCCCUUCGUACAAAUUUCUCCUGAGAACAAUGGAUAUACUUCGCUUGAUGGCCUAACGUCCCCUUUCAUAACUCCGCCGCAAUCGUCAGAAGACAUAUCGCUUCCACUUGAGCCGAGUGAAGAUAUUUAUCGGAUAAAUGGACGUGGUUAUGGGAGGACUCGUCGGACCCGAAAGCUAAUUGUCGAUGCGCGAAAGACUGGCAGAAAAUAUGAAAUAUGAGGGUUAAAGCUCUUUGUCUGCCUUUCAUGGUUGGAGAAACUUCCAAAGCAUCAAAAUAAAGGUAAGGUUGGUGAAAUACCAUUGGAGAUGAAUGGUUAUGAAGGUGCCGACUUGGAAGAUGAUAACGAGACCGUCCCAUUUCGAAAAUUAAAACCUCGGAACAAUAUCACAAUCACGGAUUCGGAUGAUGUUGAUGAUAUUACACAAUUUCGCAAAAGAUCUCAUGUUGAUUUGAUGCCUGUUUAAUUCCUAUGCAUUGGUUAAUUUCAUGCUAAUGGUUGAGAAGCAGUAAUAAAGUACAUCUUCCGGCCAUUCAAAACAGAUGGAUUGCCCGAAAGUGUUCGCAUUUUAAUCACACGGUUGAACCUAUUGAUUCAGGCGGGGGAAAGGCGUGUGGAAAACCAGACACAAUCCGGAACACGAAACAUUACCCUUCUACUAUCCCGUGAGCAUCUGUAUUAAUACAAAUGUGAAAUUCGAGCACAAAUACCUGUCGGUUGUGGCGGGGUAUGGGAAGUGAAGCUUCAAUAUGACCUG
Molecule: messenger RNA, 2457 nt
Organism: Sclerotinia trifoliorum
Lineage: Eukaryota; Fungi; Ascomycota; Leotiomycetes; Helotiales; Sclerotiniaceae
Source: the annotation of a GenBank genome assembly